Malus domestica (apple) is the source of this 1952-nucleotide messenger RNA. It is a transcript of the gene WRKY10, whose product is annotated as probable WRKY transcription factor 3. Gene Ontology annotation, molecular function: DNA-binding transcription factor activity; sequence-specific DNA binding. The record is from RefSeq and is marked provisional. Gene Ontology annotation, biological process: regulation of DNA-templated transcription. Lineage: Eukaryota; Viridiplantae; Streptophyta; Magnoliopsida; Rosales; Rosaceae.
GUUUUAGAGAGAGAAAAACAGAGGAUUUUUGAGAGAGGAAAACAGAGGAAAAAGCUGCUUGCUUGAUUGCUUGAUAUACUUAUCAAUGGCCGCCAAAACCCAAGACUCUGACAGAGUCACAGUUUCAGCACCGCCGCUGCUGCCGACGCAAAGACCGGUGAUAACACUCCCCCCGCGGCCGUCCGCAGAGGCCUUUUUCAGCGGCGGAUCUGGGGCGAGCCCGGGCCCGAUGACUCUGGUCUCGAACUUCUUCGACACCUACCCUGAGUCGGAUUUCAGGUCCUUCUCUCAGCUCCUAGCCGGAGCUAUGGGCUCGCCGGUGGGUUCCACCAGGGGGAUGAGCUUUUUUACCGAGAACCCAGCUGAUGGUUUGAGAAAAUCAGGCGGAGGUUCCGAAAGCGGGGAGGGUAGUUCCGGGUUUAAGCAGAGCAGGCCGAUGAGUUUGGCGGUGGCUCGGCCGCCAUUGUUUACUGUUCCUCCGGGGCUCAGCCCCUCUGGGUUGCUCAACUCGCCUGGCUUUUAUUCACCUCAGAGUCCAUUUGGAAUGUCACACCAGCAGGCCUUGGCACAGGUUACUGCUCAAGCUGCACUAGCCCAAUCUCGUGUGUACAUGCAACCUGAGUAUCAACCUUCUUCAGUAGCACCCCCAACAGAGCCAGAGGAACGUCAACUAUCCUUAAUGCCCAAUGAAGCUUCACAGCAGCAGACAUUGCCCUCAACAUCUAAUACUAAAAGUUCUGCAAGGCAAUCCCCAGAGGCAUCUCAUUCUGAUAAGAAAUACCAACCUUCAUCCACUGAUAGACCUGCAGACGAUAGCUACAACUGGCGGAAAUAUGGGCAGAAGCAGGUUAAAGGCAGUGAAUUUCCUCGAAGCUACUACAAAUGCACACAUAUGAAUUGCCCUGUCAAAAAGAAAGUCGAGCGUUCUCCUAAUGGCGAAAUAACUGAGAUUAUCUACAAGGGGCAGCAUAACCAUGAAGUCCCUCAACCGAGUAAACGCCCAAAAGAUGGUGAUCUGAAUGGGCCUAAGCCUGAAAACGGAUUACAAAGAAGGAUAGGAGAUUCAAAUAGGUCAAGUGAAAAUGUAGCUUCGUACUCACGACGUGAGAUGGAUCAAGAAUCUACUCAAGCCGCUCCUGGACAGUUACCGGGGGAAAAUGACAAUGAAGAGUUGGGCGAUGGGGAAAGUAGAGAAGAGGGAGAUGCUGAUGAACCUAAUGCAAAGAGAAGAAACAUAGACGUUGGCGCAUCUGAGGUAGCUUUGCCACAUAAGACGGUCACAGAACCAAAAAUCAUUGUGCAAACAAGGAGUGAAGUUGAUCUUUUAGAUGAUGGUUAUAGGUGGCGCAAGUACGGGCAAAAGGUGGUCAAAGGGAAUCCUCAUCCGAGAAGCUAUUACAAAUGCACUUUUGCGGGAUGCAAUGUCCGUAAGCAUGUUGAGAGAGCUUCCACUGACGCCAAAGCCGUCAUCACUACAUACGAGGGGAAACACAACCAUGAUGUUCCAGCAGCAAGAAACAGCAGCCACAACACGGCCAAUAAUAGUGCAUCACAGUUAAAACCACCAGCGUCUGGGGCUUCACAGCAUACCCUACUCAAAGGGAGAGAAUAUGGAAACAAUGACCAGAGACCGGUACUUCUUCAGCUAAAAGAAGAACAAAUCUUUGUUUAAAGUGCUUUGGUGAAAUCCGUUAAGUAAAGGUCAGUAUUCAAGUCCAACCAACUAACACGAUGCAAAAUGAACAAAUACAGAGAAGGUGUGUGAUCUUUUUGAUAUGUACUGCUGCACAUGUGGAUGGUUUAUAGGCUUGGCUGCAUAGGCCCGACAUUAUUUGUAAAUUCGAAUGCAGAAAUAGGGUCGUAUUCAUAUAGACUUACUUCUCGAGGAAAUGCGAAUAUACAAGUAUACAACUGAUGUAUAAAUGUGCUUUGAAUCUACCUGGAUUUUUUCA